This is a messenger RNA of Nymphaea colorata (pocket water lily), 1904 nucleotides long. Its product is annotated as protein DETOXIFICATION 29-like. The record is from RefSeq and is a predicted model, not a curated record. The coding region runs from base 228 to 1748 and encodes 506 amino acids. Gene Ontology annotation, cellular component: vacuolar membrane. NCBI's taxonomy places the organism in Eukaryota, Viridiplantae, Streptophyta, Magnoliopsida, Nymphaeales, Nymphaeaceae. Gene Ontology annotation, molecular function: xenobiotic transmembrane transporter activity; antiporter activity. Gene Ontology annotation, biological process: xenobiotic detoxification by transmembrane export across the plasma membrane. The transcript is spliced from 8 exons.
AUACCUUUCUAAAGCAGUGGUAGUGUGGCACCGACUACGAUGCAAUCACUUUCUCACGACAACGAGAGAAGACCUUUUCUUCUUCGUCGUCUUUGACAUGAGAGAUGAAGGGCCUUAUGUGUCUUCUUCAGAGCUUAUCAGGCAUUCAGGCCAUUAGUUGCAGGGUCAUAAGACGAGCCGAUAACGUAUCGAAAUUAAAAGUUCGUGUUUCUCCUUAAUUUUCCGCCAUGGAAGCAGAGAACCAACGGCCGUUGCUGAACGACAAUCUCGGUAAAGCCGACGGUGGGCAUGGAAACAGAAGAAGUGGAACGGUGGAGUUUGAAGGGGACAUUGAGCCCAUCAAUAGAGCAGGGAGGUUUUUCUUCCAAUUUGGGGCCGAAUCAAAGAAACUGUGGUAUCUUGCUGGGCCUGCUAUCUUCACGUCCCUGUGCCAGUAUUCACUGGGAGCGAUCACUCAGGCCUUUGCUGGACACGUUGGAACCCUCGAGCUUGCCGCCGUUUCUAUGGAGAACUCUGUCAUUGCGGGGUUCUCCUUUGGUGUUAUGCUAGGAAUGGGAAGUGCAUUAGAAACGCUAUGCGGACAAGCCUACGGGGCUGGGCAGCUUGACAUGCUUGGGAUUUACAUGCAGAGAUCAUGGGUCAUCCUGAACUCCACGGCCCUUGUCCUUUGUAUAUUUUACAUCUUUGCUACUCCCUUUCUGAAACUAAUUGGGCAGGCCUCGGAGAUUGCAGAGUCGGCAGGAACGUUUGCAAUAUGGAUGAUCCCGCAGCUCUUUGCUUAUUCCAUUAACUUUCCCAUAGCCAAAUUCCUGCAGGCUCAGAGCAAGAUCAUGGUCAUGGCUUUAAUAUCACUUGUUGCUCUGGUCCUCCACACUUUCUUCAGUUGGUUGCUCAUCAUAAAGCUGGGGUGGGGACUGGUAGGUGCUGCUGUGGUGCUCGAUUCCUCUUGGUGGUUCAUUGUUAUUGCUCAAUUGGUGUACAUUUUCGCUGGCACUUGUGGCCGAGCUUGGACCGGGUUCUCAUGGAAGGCCUUCACUCAUCUUUGGGAAUUUUUCAAGCUUUCAUUGGCAUCUGCCAUCAUGCUCUGCCUAGAGUGUUGGUAUUACAUGGUGUUGAUUCUAUUUGGUGGAUAUUUGAGCAACCCUGAAGUUUCAGUAGAUGCACUAUCCAUUUGCAUGAACAUCUUAGGUUGGACAAUAAUGGUAGCGUUUGGCUCAAAUGCAGCAAUAAGUGUGAGGGUGUCAAAUGAAUUGGGAGCAGGAAACCCAAGGAAGGCAAAAUUUGCAGUGGUGGUCGUGGUGAUCUCCACCUUCAUCAUCGGCCUUGCCAUCUCUGCCGUUCUGCUCAUACUGAGGGAUUACUACCCCAAGGUAUUUACCAGCAGCCAGGAAGUGCAAGCGCUGGUCAAUCAGCUCACCCCUCUCCUUGCUCUCACCAUAGUCAUUGACAAUGUCCAGCCCGUGCUCUCAGGUGUUGCAAUCGGAGCAGGGUGGCAAGCAAUCGUCGCUUAUGUGAACGUGGGAUGCUACUACCUCUUUGGCCUUCCAUUGGGAUUAGUCAUGGGAUACAAAUUGAACUUGGGAGUCACGGGAAUUUGGAGCGGCAUGACGAUCGGAGUCUGCCUACAAUCGCUGAUACUGUUUGCCAUGACCUACAGAACCAACUGGAACAAAGAGGCUUCUGCUGCGUCCGAGAGGAUCAGAGUGUGGGGAGGACCAAGAACUUCAGAUGAUGGUCCUGAAAAAUAAGCCAUCAUCACUAAUGUGAUUGUGGCGCUCUUCCUAUUCCCUUUUCCAUUUUCUAGUGAAAUAAGAGAAGACUAUGCUCAUAAAUGUAUUCUUCUUUUGGCCCUCAUUUAUUCAUGCAUGUUCUCGCCAACCAAAUGAAAUUAUACAUUUGAUAUA